This is a messenger RNA of Carassius gibelio (silver crucian carp), 2119 nucleotides long. Its product is annotated as butyrophilin subfamily 1 member A1. Lineage: Eukaryota; Metazoa; Chordata; Actinopteri; Cypriniformes; Cyprinidae. Bases 121 to 903 code for a protein of 260 amino acids. The transcript has 4 exons. The record is from RefSeq and is a predicted model, not a curated record.
AGUCCGACGUCCGUUUAAAACCAUCUGGGGUGAAAUGAUACGAUACUAGCUACUUGUGGCAUCACAAUUAAACCAGAGCGGGUUUAACUUCCACAAAGUGUAGAAUCCUCAUCUGAAAGUAUGCUGUGUCGUUUUCUUCUGUUCUGGAUCUUACUGCGUUGUGCAGAUUGCUUUAGCGUCACGGUCCCCUCCAGUCCUGUUCUCGGGGUGCGUGGAGCCACAGCACAUCUUCCCUGUGCAUAUGAACCAGUCUCUGACCUCUCUGAUUUGGUGAUCACAUGGCAACGGGAGGAAAACGCACAGGUGGUGCACAGCUUCUACUACGGGAGAGACCAGCUCGGUAGACAAAACCUUGAUUAUCAAAACCGGACAAAGUUAAAUCACCAGGACAUUCCUCAAGGAAAUGCAUCCCUGAGUAUAGCCAGGUUUGGACUGAAGGAUGCAGGGAAGUAUGUGUGCAUAGUGAGCAACUCCAAGGGAACUGACAGAGGAGUGGUGCAUUUGGUCUACGCAGCUUUCUAUUCCGAGCCGAAGUUAAGCAUCCUUCUCAAUUCCACCGAUGUGACUGUCCAGUAUGAGAUGGAGGCUUACCCGAGGCCAGAGGUCAUGUGGCAGGGGUCAGGAGGUCAGAACCUCACUGGCGAUGUGGAGGUUACAUCUGAACCUGACGGAGGAGUGUUCUACUUAAAAAGCAGCUACAAAACCCAGAGUCCAGUGUUAAAUGUCACAUUUACUCUUGAAAACCCUGCUGUGCAUCAGAAGCUACAGAGGCAUGUUAACAUCAGCAAUGAUGGGAACUGGAGCUCCAGAACCCCAGUUGUGGUUCUGUCUACAUUGUGUUUUUUCCUCCUGUGCACGACAGGUCUGCUCUUAUGGUUAUACUGUCAUAACGUGCACAGAUGACCUCAUAUCCAUACAGGAAGGAUUGUUGAAAAGUAACUACUACUGCUCUUCCUAUAGUGCCUCCAACAUAAGUUUUUAUCCUUGUAUUUAAAUGAAUACUGCUGCUCUACUAGACUUUAUGCAAUACAGAUUUGGGAUGGAAACACAAGAAAAAAUGUUGAAGUGAUUUUGUUUUUUGUGGCCAUUACGUUGUUUGUUUCACUUUGCUGUCCUAAAUUCCUCAAAUUCACUAUAGCGACUGUAUCUUAAGUUGUUUAGUGAAAAACCCCACCCCCCUCCCCCUCACAAAAAGGUCAAUUUCAGGCCAUUUAGAGCAUUCCUAAAAAUAAGAGGGAGAAUGCUAUACUAUAAUGAAAUUAGAAUGGUUUACAUAAAUCAUAUUUUCAUGGCUUCUUUUGAAUGUCAGUUUAUGGAAAACAAUGUUAUUCUAAACCUAAAGUGACAACAUCAAACAAUAGUGUGACCCCGCUAAUCACCCCUAGCUUGAAUUUAAGAAAAGACUCUCGAUCUUUCUUACUCAAGAAAUUAUACACUUCAGCUUUAAAAAUGACAGCUCAAUGAAGAGUGAUAUAUUUUAAAACAUUGACUAUACAAAUGUUUAUGAAAUAUGCAUAUCACAAAGAAUAUUCAAGACAAAACACUCAUUGUACGCCUGAUGGUUUUGAAGAUUUUCACUAUGCACAGACUUGCUCGAAUUUACUUUCAUUGUAGCAUUAAUAUUAACAAGAUAUAUAUUUUCAUUUUUAGCUUGAGUAUAAACAAUGAGCUUGACCAAGUGUGUUGUAUAUGAUUUAAAAAAAGAAAAUAAUUUAAACCAAAAGCAAAUUAAACAAGUAUUUUUCAGAUCAUGAGUGUUUCUGGGUUACGUGUUUUUUCAUAUUUCCAAUCAUUAAUAUUAUUAUUAAGAAUGAAAAUCGGACCAAAAAACAAAAUGGUAUUUCAGCCAUCCACAAUCCACAUAACAUUCGAUAGUUUACAGAAAUGACACCUUCACCUCACAUGUCCAUUCCAACUAGAAGGUACAAUCUUUAAAAAUCAUGUAAAUUAACACGAGGUAUUAAAGUGUAUUUAAUAUAUUUUUGAUGUUUAAAUAUCGAUGAUGACAAAGAUCUCUGGUUUCUCUAUGUCAUGUACUUGCAUUGCAGAGUAGGUGAUUGCUUUCACUUCUGUUCCCUGUAAAAAAGGAAAAUCAAUUCUAAAUAAAAGCAUUAACAUA